AUGUCAGACGCGGGCAGCCCGUAUACAGGCGACCUCCGUCCCUGUGGUGAUACCUGCGAGACCCUCCAACCGCCCGGGAGCGCGUGGCCCGACGAUUCGGCCACCAGCACCGCUGGUGACAAAGCUGCCUCCUCAGACUGCGACCCGGCCGCGGGUCCCGGGCGGAAGAAGCUACCCGAGAGUCAGCCCCUGGACCACCGGGACGUCGUGGGCGGCUCGGGACCGAGCGCGGGGGGACCGGCAGAUAUCCCUGUCGUAAGGCGUGGCCUCCGGAGAGCCGUGCCGCAUUCCCCGCCGUCUUCGGGUGACGACGCCGCGGAUAGUCCCACACUCGGCGGGCGACCGGCCCCACCAUCAUCAUCACCAUCAUUAUUAUCAUCGCACCCCCUCGCCCGGCACCAUCACCGUGGUAUAGCCACAAGCGACAGGGCAUCUACGCUCCCACGUGAAGGACAUCCAAGUGGGAGGACGUCAGCAGGCAAACGAGCCCGGGCCACCGAUCCUCCUACCAACGACGACAACACACCAGCCAGCAGCAGCCAAGCCCGCGCCGCGGCCCAACAUGCCAGUAAGCGGAGGUGCCCGACACAUAACCCGAUCCUAGUCUCACCGCAGACGACCACACGCCCGGGAGACCAGCCGGCCGCAACACGAGAUAGGCCCCACGAUGGGCAGAGCAAGAACCACGCUAGGGAUGUCGUUAGUAGCGACGAGAUAGAUGACACGGAUCAUACAGACUAUGGAGAUGGUGGUGAGGAUGUGGAGGACCUCGACUGCGACGUCUCCCGCCACGACACGCCAGAUAACGUCGCAGAGAUGUCCGAGGAUUGCUCGGGGAACCGGGACGACGCCGACAACAAGAAACCCCCCUCCGGCGAGGCCAGGCCGCAUACGUCCGAGCCGGCCUCGUCCGUGGACAAGGUCGAGGCCAUUAUAAGGUCCCUCGUCACCCGCGGCGUCGAACAGUGCGUGGCCCUCUUGCAGGCCUGGCGGGCCGCCGCGACGAGCUCGACGCUCCACCUCCCGCGAUGCGAGAGCCGUGCCGUUCUCUACCGCAACACCCAGCAGGCCAAGUGCCACGAAGCCCUCGCCAGGUACCAAACGAGGCUCGCCUAUAUCCAGCUGAGCAGGCGACUCAAGAAGCCGGGACCCGACAGCGCCGCCGUGUACCGGAGCCGCAGCGACAUCCACAGCCUCACCUGCGAGGUGCUCGGCGUCGACCCCUCCUCCGCCGAUACCAAGUCGAGGGCGUUCUAUCUACAAAGGGCCGACAUCAGCCGUUGCCUCUACACUGGCCGCAUCUUAGAUAUUGUCUCCGGCGAUGGUCUUGACUUCCUCCCCGUCCUCCCCGCCGGCAAGCUCGGCCUCACCCUGUCAGACUCGCAGGACCUGGCUCGCCGGCUUGUCAGCCUCGCGUCCGGGGAGGCUGAGGACGACGAAGGUAACACCAUUAAGCAGCUGGCCGCCUUCGGCCGGUUGUUCGCGAGAGUCGUCCAAGGCGAACAGGCGGAUCCCCUGUUCGGGCUCGACGUCGAGCCCGUCGCCCGCCUGGCGUCGGCAGCGGAGACGCCCCGGCCGCCGAGACCUACGUCUGGCCCUGAGCGUAUCGCCGCGCACACAUGGGGACUGGGAGAUAAGCUUCGGGCGUCCAUCGGCAGGCUGACCGGCGCCGGGCAGGACGUCUCCCUCCUGCGCCAUAUAGACCUCCCCCACCCCUUUGUCCGUAUCACCUACACGGGGACUCCGGCGUCGAUGGUGCCGAGGCUGCAGGCCGUCCGUCACCCCGACGUUCCCGUGCUAGGACCUUUAGGAAGCACCUCCUCACCCACCACCAAUCCUGACCAGGUCAGCAUCACAGCGGGAGAUAUUGUGAGCGUCGUCCCUGGCGAGCUUAUCCUAGAUAGCUCCUCUGCUGCCUCCGAGCUCACGCCCGCUAGUCGCUGGCGUGAUAUUAGGGAUGAGAUGCUACUGGCGCCGCCUACCGGUUCCCAGUCCUCUGAGCUAGAAGCCAAGGUCUUAGCUCGAUACCCUCUGUCUUAG
Molecule: messenger RNA, 2040 nt
Organism: Colletotrichum siamense
Lineage: Eukaryota; Fungi; Ascomycota; Sordariomycetes; Glomerellales; Glomerellaceae
Exons: 4
Coding region: 1-2040 (679 amino acids)
Source: RefSeq, a predicted model, not a curated record